Molecule: messenger RNA, 567 nt
Organism: Saxophila tyrrhenica
Lineage: Eukaryota; Fungi; Ascomycota; Dothideomycetes; Mycosphaerellales; Extremaceae
Exons: 2
Coding region: 1-567 (188 amino acids)
Source: RefSeq, a predicted model, not a curated record
AUGUUCACACCAACCACCGCAAACGCAACGGAAACAAGCGCGAACGAGACGAGUCUGGGAACCAUGAUCGAAACCAUCGAGACCCGCCUGGUCGGUCAUAAAGGCUGCUUGGCCUUAAUAUUCUUCGUCUGCAUCUUGAUGAUGUAUAUAGGCUUCACUACCGACGCGAUGGAGGCUGAGGACAAUCAUGUUCCUCCGUACCGAAAGGACGAGGAGGACGAAGAGGCUCUCAUCCACGCUAACACCUCUCAGAUUAAGCAAGAACCGAAAAGUCUAGCUGGGAUGCUUGCCAAAGUCAAGAUCAUCCCAGCGUACGGUCAAGGAGGAGAUAUUGCGGACCAACAGCGAUUCCCACCGAGCUACACCACUUCAGGUAACAGAUACUACGACCUGGCUGACUGGGUGGAGCAGCUGAGCCUGAACCCCCCGCCUCCGGGUGGUUACGUCAAGCACAAGAAGGCGCUGGCACCGUCUCGAUCCCGACUAGAGCAAGAAGGCUUCGGCAAGGUCUCGUUCAAGAUUGGUCGGUACGACCAGCAAGAGUCCGAGGUGGAAAGGGGAGGAUGA